AUGGAUCCUCCCCCCACCACUUAUGUCCCAGGUCGAGGUCUAGGUCGAAGAGCUAAUGUACCCUACGCCAGUGCCGCCUUCCGGGGAGCUUCCCAGGCAGCUCGCCAAGCCCGUUAUGCCAAUGAGCGGUCGGCUCAUGAUAUCCCCGCUCCUUCUAGACACAGGGUUGGACUGCCCUCCAACGACUCAGACUCGGACGACCAGCCCUUGGCUCAAAGGCGUCGUCAUACGACCCCUGCUGUUGCGCCAGACUCCGACCCUUCCCCCGUUCCUCAGUCACCUCCUACUGCAACACCGACACCAGUCCUGAGCCAGGCAAAUAACCCCCCUCCAUCAAAUACUCAGGUCGAACCUCCGUUGGCUCAACCUUCCACAUCGCAGCUACCGCAGGGCGGUGAAGCAGGUCCAGCCACUCGCCCUUCUUCCACUAUACCAUCAGAGUUUCCUCAAACGCCCUCUUCAGCCCCUUCUGGCUCAGCUGCGAGGCCUUCACCACCACCUCUUGGCUCGACCGCUGGACCUUCGCAACUAACCCCACUUACUCAUCACUGUUGUUGCACCGCUGUGCCUUCUGAGAUGAAGUUAUUGUCCCAACAAGAUGUUCCUACCAUCUCCCUUAAAAUGAAAGGUCGCUUGGCCACUAUAUGGGAAGAGAGCCUGCAGCAAAUGGACUCCCUACCUCCCCCUACUCAAAUGGACAGAUUCUCAGAAGUGUAUAUUAAGAACAAACUGCUGCAAGACAGGGUGACCGAGCUAGAGCUACAGCUGAGCGAUUCGGCACAAGAUAAUCACGCUCUGCGAGCCGAGAUAAAAGACCUGACUAAAAGGAAUAAUCAUCUAGAAGCAUCCUUGGCUCAUGUUAACAACAAGUUCAAGGCCCUCGAGGAAGAGAAAAAUCAAAUCGACGUUGUGCACCAGCAGAGCAUGGACCAACAAGCUUUGGAGCACCAGCGGGCCAUUGAUCAGUUAACCCAGAAGCUGCGGGCUGCUGAGACUUUAGCACAGGAGCAAGACAAGAAAUUAAAAUCUCAGGCGACGCAAUUAAUGACCCAGGAGGCAGAACUCUUGGCAACACGGGAUGAACUGGCUCAAGCCCGGGCUAUGGCGGAAGGGGCCUCCACGGCUUUGACGAUCUAUAAGGAUGGGGAGCAAGAUCGCUGUAAACAGAGUUGCGACCUGUACUUUUGUUCCCCAGAGUUCUGUAUACAGGCUGGAUAG
Zingiber officinale is the source of this 1218-nucleotide messenger RNA. Its product is annotated as ATP-dependent helicase brm-like. The transcript has 2 exons. The coding region runs from base 1 to 1218 and encodes 405 amino acids. NCBI's taxonomy places the organism in Eukaryota, Viridiplantae, Streptophyta, Magnoliopsida, Zingiberales, Zingiberaceae. The record is from RefSeq and is a predicted model, not a curated record.